Molecule: messenger RNA, 3563 nt
Organism: Homarus americanus (American lobster)
Lineage: Eukaryota; Metazoa; Arthropoda; Malacostraca; Decapoda; Nephropidae
Gene: Prp19
Product: pre-mRNA-processing factor 19-like
Exons: 11
Coding region: 49-1566 (505 amino acids)
Biological process (GO): protein ubiquitination; DNA repair; mRNA splicing, via spliceosome
Cellular component (GO): Prp19 complex; U2-type catalytic step 1 spliceosome; cytoplasm
Molecular function (GO): protein binding; ubiquitin protein ligase activity
Source: RefSeq, a predicted model, not a curated record
UAUCAACUCACUUUUGUAAAACAUCUCGAUUGACUACAUAAACAAAACAUGUCUCUCAUAUGCGCAAUCAGCAGUGAGGUGCCAGAUCAGCCGGUGGUGUCACCUCUGUCUGGUGCUGUCUUUGAACGCCGGCUACUGGAAAAAUAUAUUGCAGAGAAUGGCACGGAUCCUAUUACUAACAAGGAACUCACAGUAGACCAGCUGAUUGAACUAAAAGUACCACCAGUUGCAAAGCCAAAACCUCCAAGUGCCACAAGUAUUCCUGCCAUCCUAAAGGCUCUACAGGAUGAGUGGGAUGCAGUGAUGCUUCACUCCUACACACUUCGCCAGCAGCUCCAAACUGCUCGCCAGGAACUAAGCCAUGCUCUGUAUCAGCACGAUGCUGCCACGCGUGUGAUUGCCCGUCUAAACAAAGAAGUAACUGCUGCUCGUGAGGCUUUGGCAACACUGAAGCCCCAAGCUGGCAUUGCACCAGCUGCCCCUGCUGGACCAACAAUUGCUGCCACAGCAGAAGCUGGUGGUGCAGCUGACGUGCCUAGUGAGGGUGCCGGGCUGACAGAGGAGGUUGUGGCUCGCUUGCAGGAUACUGCUACUGUCUUGACACAGGAGCGAAAGCGACGUGGUCGAACAGUUCCUGAGGGACUCACUCCUGCAGAACAGAUCAGGGGUUUCACCACCCUUGCUUCUCAUCCAGGAUUACAUAGUGCAUCAGUACCUGGUAUCUUGGCUGUGGACGUGCACCAGAAAGACACCAGCAAGAUAGUCACUGGUGGUAGUGAUAAAUGUGCUACUGUUUUCAAUAAGGAUACAGAGCAGGUUGUUGCUAUCCUUAAAGGGCAUACAAAGAAGGUGUCAUGUGUGGUGUACCACCCAACAGAAGACACCAUUAUAACUGCAUCACCAGAUACUCAGAUCCGUGUAUGGAAUGUUGGCACAUCCCAGACAUUGCAAUUGAUCCGUGCUCACGAUGAAGCUGUCACUGGACUAUCUCUCCAUGCUACUGGCGAUUAUCUGCUUUCUGCAUCCCGUGAUCAUAACUGGGCAUUUUCUGACAUAAGGACUGGUCGUGUAUUGUGUAAGGUGAAUGAUGCCUCCGCUAGCUCACCUUUAACUGCUGCACAGUUCCACCCUGAUGGUCUUAUUCUUGGCACAGGAACUCAGGAUGCCACAAUCAAAAUUUGGGAUCUGAAGGAACGUUCAAAUGUUGCAAAUUUCCCAGGUCACAGUGGAGCUAUUAGUUCCAUUGCCUUCAGUGAAAAUGGUUAUUACCUGGCAACGGCUGCAGAAGACUCCACUGUAAGGCUCUGGGAUUUGCGGAAACUCAAGAACUUUAAGACCAUCCAGUUAGAUGAAGGAUAUGAAGUCAUGGACCUUUGCUUUGACCAGUCAGGCACUUACCUAGCUGUUGCAGGGACAGAUGUCAGAGUGUACCUGUGUAAGCAGUGGAAUGACCUUAGGAUAUUUAAUGACCACACAGCCAUGGCCACUGGAGUUCGGUUUGGAUCAAAUGCUUCCUAUUUAGCAUCUACUUCAAUGGAUCGAACACUUAAGAUCUAUGGACCUUAAAGAGCUCAGACAUACUUAGGACUUUUGUCAAGAUAGGAUAAUCAUGACUGAUGACAAUAUCAGUUUCUUAUAUUUUUAUGCAAUGUCUGCAAGUUUUAGGAAGGUGAAAGCAUUGUGUGAGUGACAGUCAUUGUGUUUAUAUAUAAAUAUGACUAUGUGCUUUUCAUCACAAGUUUGACCAUUGUGAAAGAAGAUGACAGCCAUGACAUGUAAGUUGUAACCAUCAAAUCAUGUGCUUACAUCUUGUUCUUAUUAAGAAUUAAAUUAAUUCAAACUAAAGUUUUGUAUAGUUCCACUACAAAAAAUACUGUAAUUGAAUACCGAGUAGGCUUCAUUUUUCUCUUUUUUUUUUCAAUUGCUUGUUUUGGAUGUGAUUGAUAAUCAUUAUCAGAAUAGGCAGGUGUAAUUCCUCUGUACUCAUGAAAAGUUUCAUCAAAGUUUAAUGCCCAAGAAAUAUUGUUUUUGAACAAUCUUUAAAUCUUUCUUUCAUCGAAGUUUCAAUUUUCUGAUGCUUCUCAAGAGAAUUCUUGUUUUCACUCUUACAGUACAGUAUAGAUAUGCAGUAUGUUCUACUGAACCUUUUGAUUGCAUAAGCAAGACCAUUUCACAGUUUCUUGUUUUGUUAAUUUGUUAUGUAUUAUGCUUCAUUGUUGAUUACUAUUUUCUUAGUAUUACUAUGAGUGCAUAUGUCAGUCUUUUGGUAAAAUACUGUAUAUGAAAUAUCUCAUUAUAUUGGGUUUUCCCAUAUUCAAAAGAGGAUGACAUUCAGAGGGUUUCCUGGCAGUCUUAAACCCUGGUACUGUACUGUAUAUUAAAGUCAGCUUUAAAGCUAUUUGUGGAGAUUAUGUGCUAUUGUGACUAAUUAAGCAGUGGCCACCUGUGAGCUCUAACAAAUGACUGUGGAAAUGAUGCAAGUUGUUACAGCAAGCUUGCACACAUAAGGAUAAUGCCAAAAUCUUGAUGGAAAUACAUUGAUAACAGUAUGUUAAUAAGAAACAGUGGAGGAUAGAUAACAAAAAAUAGUGCUCAAUGAAAGUAUAGUUUAAUAGUGAAUAUACUGUAUAAGACAUAUUAUCUUUGGCCAAGGAAAAAUAUAAUCACUGAUAAAAGUGUUGUGAGCAGCUGAGGUCACCAGAUCUACUUCUGUAAAAUAUUAUCUGUUGUCAUGAAAGUAUAAAUGCAAGAUAUACUGUUAACUGUAUUAGUUUGGGGGAGGGUUGUUAGGCUUUUGAUAUACUGUAUUUCAUAAAAUUUGGAAUUUUAAUUUUUAAACAAUUCUGUCAAUAUGAUUUAGUCAAUUUAAUGACUUGAUAUUUUAUUUUAUUUAUUUUUUUUAAGAAUUACAGAUAGUUAUCUUGAUGCCUUUUUGUAGUGUAGGGUCAAGUUUUAAAUAUUAAGUAUGAUUGGUCGAGAUGCUUGCCACAUCAUUCAAGGAACAUAAGGUGAUAUUUGAUCAGGAACUAGAGGAAGUGAUACAUUAUUUAAAACAAGCCCAGGGUGGAAAAGUCUCUAUUGUCUUAGAGAAACUACUCUUCACAUGCACAACUCUGGUUAGGAGGGCAACUCUAGACUAGUAAGUAGAACACCAGAACAAGAGCUUGUCUUAAUAUUAAGUAAACUAAAGUCACUAAUGACACAAUAGACUGCUUAACUAAUGUAGCAAAAGAUGAAAGCUAAAAGUUGAUUGAUUCCCACAGCUGAAGUUAUAGCAUAUGAAAUACUGUGUGAAAAACUUGAUUAAAUAUCCUUGAAGCAAAAGCGACAUUUAGUGUAAGAUGUUGAAUCCGAAUCACUCUUACUCCUGACAAAACAAAUUUUUACCAGAUAUGAAUGUGGGAUGACUCUUUCCAAAUUAAGUUAUGUAUCUUGUACAUUGUGCCUUUGUGUUCCUGACUCACCAAUAAAGCAAAUUUAAUGCCCCCAAACCGAUAAAUGUCUUUUAAAACUUAUGUGACUUGUAACUGUAAUGUUCAAUAAAUAACUGGAGGUGUAUUUCA